Molecule: messenger RNA, 2424 nt
Organism: Arabis nemorensis
Lineage: Eukaryota; Viridiplantae; Streptophyta; Magnoliopsida; Brassicales; Brassicaceae
Source: the annotation of a GenBank genome assembly
AUGGGUAUGGAUUUUUUUACUUGCUUCCUCUUCUUACUAAUCAUAUUCCCAACUUGUGGCUAUGCAGCUAUAAACACAUCAAGUCCUUUGUCAAUAGGACAAACUCUGAGUUCCCCUGCUGGAUUGUAUGAGUUAGGCUUCUUCACUCCUAAUAAUACUCGGAAUCAAUAUAUUGGGAUCUGGUUCAAGAAAGUUGUUCCUCGGGUAUAUGUUUGGGUAGCUAACAGAGAUACUCCAGUUACGAGCUCUGCAGCAAAUCUAACUAUCAGCAGCAACGGGAGCUUGAUCUUGCUUGAUGGAAAACAAGAUGUUAUUUGGACAACGGGAGAGACUUCCACAUCCAACGAAUGUCAUGCGGAGCUCUUAGACACUGGAAAUUUUGUUGUGAUUGAUGAUGUCUCAAGAAGAACUUUAUGGGAAAGUUUUGAGAAUCUUGCUAAUACUUUGCUGCCUCAGUCAUCGUUGACGUACGAUGUUCCUAGUGGCAAGAAGAAUGUAUUGACUUCAUGGAAAAGUAACAGUGAUCCAUCGCCUGGAGAGUUCUCGCUGGAGAUUACACCACAAGUCCCUUUACAAGGCCUUAUAAGAAAUGGCUCAGUGCCUUACUGGAGAACUGGUCCAUGGGCAACAACAAGAUUCUCUGGGUUAGUACAAUUUGAUGAAUCAUAUGUAAGUCCAUUCAGUGUUAUCCAAGAUGUAGCAACCGGAAAAGGAUCUCUCACUUUUUCCCUUGUAAGAAACUAUAAUCUAUCGUAUGUUACGGUAACACCAGAGGGGCAAAUCAAGAUUUACUGGCAGGAAGGCACCAGAUGGAUGCAUCACUUCACGGCACCAGCAAACUUAUGUGAUCUAUAUGGUUCAUGUGGGCCUUUUGGUUUGUGUGUGAGAUCCAGUACCCCGGGAUGCAUAUGUUUGAGAGGGUUCGUACCAAAGUCCGAUGAGGAGUGGAGAAAAGGAAAUUGGACAAGUGGGUGUGUGAGACGUACACGAUUAUCUUGUCAGGCGAAUUCUUCGAUGAAAACACAAGGAAGAAAUAAAGACGUCUUCUAUCGUAUGACCAAUGUAAAGACUCCGGAUGGGUACCAAUCUGCAAGCUUUCUCGAUGCAGAAGAGUGCUACCAAGAUUGUCUAGGUAACUGUUCUUGCACAGCCUUUGCCNAUAUUGGUGGAAUUGGAUGCUUAGCUUGGAAUGGGGAGCUUUUAGACACAGUUCAAUUUCCGCGUAAUGGAGAGAUUCUCUCCAUCCGUCUUGCAAGUUCGGAAUUGGCUGGAAGCAAUCGAACCAAGAUUAUUUUAGGUACUAGUGUCAGCCUUUCCGUUUUUGUGAUCUUGGCCAUUGUCGCAUUUAUGUGCUGGAGACGCAGAGCGAAACAAAAUGAUGCAUGGGCGAAUGAUUUUGCACAACAAGAUAUCUCAGGCGUAAAUUUCUUUGAGAUGCAUACCAUACGGACUGCCACCAAUGACUUCAGUUCCUCAAAUAAACUUGGUCAAGGUGGAUUUGGUCCUGUUUAUAAGGGAAAGUUGAUAGAUGGGAAAGAAAUAGCGGUUAAACGCCUUUCUAGUAGCUCCGGUCAGGGUACACGGGAGUUCAUGAAUGAAAUAACACUAAUCUCAAAACUACAACAUAGAAACUUGGUACGUCUUUUGGGAUGCUGCAUCGAAAGAGAAGAGAAGCUAUUGAUUUAUGAGUUUAUGGUGAACAAAAGCCUUGACAUUUUCCUCUUUGAUUCAACUCUAAAGUUCGAGAUUGAUUGGCCAAAGAGGUUUAACAUCAUUCAAGGUAUUGCCCGUGGACUUCUAUAUCUCCACCGUGACUCACGCCUUAGGGUCAUUCACCGAGACCUGAAGGUUAGCAAUAUUCUUCUGGAUGAGAAGAUGAAUCCAAAAAUAUCAGAUUUUGGAUUGGCUCGGAUGUUUCAGGGAACCCAAUUUCAGGACAACACUCGUCGGGUUGUUGGAACUCUAGGAUAUAUGUCUCCCGAGUAUGCAUGGGCAGGAUUGUUCUCUGAGAAGUCCGACAUCUAUAGCUUCGGUGUUCUGAUGUUGGAAAUCAUCAGCGGCAAGAGGAUUUCAAGAUUCAGCUAUGACAAUGAGAGCAAAGGCCUUCUUGCAUACGCAUGGGAAUCUUGGUGCGAAACCGGGGAAUCGGAUCUUCUUGAUAGAGAUCUUACUGAUGAUUCAUGCAACACAUUUGAAGUUGCGAGAUGUGUUCAGAUUAGUCUUCUCUGUGUUCAACACCAAGCUGCUGAUAGACCCAACACACUUGAGUUACUGUCAAUGCUCACGACAACAACAGAUCUUCCUACACCGAAGCAGCCAGUAUUUGCAGUGCAAACUCUAGACAAUGUGUCAAUGUCACACUCAAAGUCUAACGAUCACUUCUCCGUGAAUGAGUUAACACAAUCUGUGAUCCAAGGACGAUAA